Molecule: messenger RNA, 3596 nt
Organism: Lontra canadensis (Northern American river otter)
Lineage: Eukaryota; Metazoa; Chordata; Mammalia; Carnivora; Mustelidae
Gene: RBMS3
Product: RNA binding motif single stranded interacting protein 3
Exons: 17
Coding region: 528-1880 (450 amino acids)
Cellular component (GO): nucleus; ribonucleoprotein complex; cytosol
Molecular function (GO): poly(A) binding; poly(U) RNA binding; mRNA 3'-UTR binding
Source: RefSeq, a predicted model, not a curated record
GGUGGGGUAGAUGGAGGGAAGGAUAAGAAUUAAUCCACUGCCCGCAUUUGGGUUCCCUGGGUUCCGUUCCAGUGGCGGCAGCUUUGCUGCAAAAAUUGCUUUGCUAUUCGAGAUAGCCAGCAGAGGGAAUCGGAACUUUGCUUGCAGCAGGGGUUGAAGCAGGCUUUUUUUUUUUUUUUUUUUCUUGGAGGAAAUACUGCAGCCUUCUGGACUGCGUACGCUGCUCCCUGGAGAGGCUCUCUCGGUUCCACCCACCGGCUGGAAGGAGGGGAAGUGAAUGAAAGGACAGGACAAGCCCCGAACACCAUGUCACUCUGGGAGGGAGACAGCAGCAACUAAGCUGUGCAAGUGUGUUUCUUUUUUAAAUUCUUGCCGUGUUGGAACUAGCGAGUGGUGGAAGACGAGGGAUCUCUGAAGCCUCAUCAGUCAUCGGGACUGUCAGGAAUAGUGGUUUAAGAGGAAGCUCGGCCUGGGGCACUAUACCCUGUCAUCCAGUUCCCUGCCUCGGAGAUAAAGAUUCCAGCUACAUGGGCAAACGCCUGGAUCAGCCACAAAUGUACCCCCAGUACACUUACUACUAUCCUCACUAUCUCCAAACCAAGCAGUCCUAUGCACCAGCUCCCCACCCCAUGGCUCCUCCCAGCCCCAGCACAAACAGCAGCAGCAACAACAGCAGCAGCAACAGCAGCGGGGAACAGUUGAGUAAAACCAACCUGUACAUUCGAGGCCUUCCACCAGGCACCACUGACCAGGACCUAAUCAAGCUGUGCCAACCGUAUGGAAAAAUUGUAUCCACAAAGGCAAUUCUGGACAAAAACACAAAUCAGUGCAAAGGUUAUGGUUUCGUAGAUUUUGACAGUCCUGCAGCUGCACAGAAAGCAGUAGCAUCUCUCAAGGCAAAUGGCGUGCAGGCACAGAUGGCCAAGCAACAAGAGCAAGACCCAACAAACCUAUACAUCUCAAAUCUCCCCAUUUCCAUGGAUGAGCAGGAACUUGAGAAUAUGCUGAAACCCUUCGGACACGUCAUUUCUACAAGAAUACUAAGAGAUGCUAAUGGAGUCAGCAGAGGUGUUGGCUUUGCCAGAAUGGAGUCUACUGAAAAAUGUGAAGUGGUCAUUCAACAUUUUAAUGGAAAAUAUCUGAAAACACCACCAGGCAUCCCAGCCCCUAGUGAGCCUUUACUGUGCAAAUUCGCUGAUGGAGGACAAAAGAAGCGACAGAAUCAAAGCAAAUACACCCAUAAUGGAAGGCCUUGGCCCAGGGAAGGAGAGGUACUCAGAGGCAGGACUGUCCCUAGGCAAAAUCGUGAAGCUGGCAUGGCUCUGACCUAUGACCCCACAGCUGCCAUACAGAAUGGAUUUUAUUCUUCACCGUACAGUAUUGCAACCAACCGCAUGAUUCCACAGACAUCUAUCACGCCAUUCAUUGCUGCUUCCCCUGUCUCCACAUACCAGGUCCAGAGUACUUCAUGGAUGCCUCAUCCGCCAUACGUUAUGCAACCAACAGGUGCUGUGAUUACGCCGACAAUGGACCAUCCUAUGUCAAUGCAGCCAGCAAACAUGAUGGGCCCCCUGACGCAACAGAUGAAUCAUCUUUCAUUGGGCACAACAGGAACGAUUCAGUCCCAAGACAGGAUUAUGAUACUCCACCAGCUGUUGUGUCAGUAUAUGACUGCUGCCGCUCCUAUGCAAGGGACCUACAUUCCCCAGUACACGCCUGUGCCUCCAACAGCUGUUUCUAUUGAAGGUGUUGUUGCUGAUACCUCUCCCCAGACAGUGGCACCUUCAUCCCAGGACACCAGUGGUCAGCAGCAACAGAUAGCAGUGGACACAUCCAGCGAACAUGCACCUGCAUAUUCUUACCAACAGUCUAAACCAUAAACAAGACUGAAGAAUGUUGGUCGGAAACAUUGCCUUGAACGAAGAAACUUCAUUGAACAGGAAGUUGGCUUCCAGUUUGCACAGGCGUCGAUGGAAUGCUUUCUUUCUUUCUUUCUUUCUUUUUUUUUUUUUUUUUAAUUUUCUACUUUACCCAGUGAAAACAAAGUGUUUUUAUGUGCCGUGCAAAUGGUUCCUUCAUGUGGUCUGACAGUUUAUUUUUGCCAUCAUUUUUUUUUUUUAAAGAAAAAAAUCCCAGAAGAGGAAACAAACAAAAACCAACAACAAAACAAAACACAGAAGGUUGACAUUUUAUCUGGAAGACCAUUUGAAUUCAGAAUUUACCAGAAGAUGUAGACAGAUUUUUGUUUUUUUAAACAGAAAAUCAGAUAUCAACAGGUGGGCAAAGCAGAAAUGGAAACAAAUUGUCUUCCUUGGUAAUUAAGCUACCCUUUCUUUUCCCCUUUUUGUUUAAAUCUAGUGGGUUGGUUUUUUAUUUUAUUUUUUUCUUAGAAAUAUUUAGGUAAGGUUUAUCUUGAAUCUUAAUUGCCUUAAUUUUAAGGACGUCAAAGGCUCUCAAGGCAAGCUGUCAACGUCUUGUUAAAAAAAAAAAAUUCAAGAAAGAAUUGAAAUAUUGUGCCGGCUUUAACUGGUACAGAAGUUUAAGACUAUGAGUUUUUAGGGUGAAAAAAAACUGUACAGUUUAAAAGAAAAUGUUUUUCUUCAUUUGAAGAAAAUUUGUUGAUAAAAGAAACCAUGGCAACUGCAAGAAUUGGGAAAAUGCUGGGACUUUUCAUGAACUUUGUCUUAAGUGUUGAAUCAUUCUAGAAGGCUAAAACAUUUUACGGUAAAGUUAUUAAUGUUGGUUUAAAAACAACUGCAUUAGAAAUAAUGCGUGUUUGGGGGGCAGAAUGCAGAUUUUUUUUAUUUACGAAGCGUGAUCGCUAGCAAAAGCAUUAGUGCUUUUUAUCUGCAGUCUUUUUUAUGAGCUUUACAAAGUUUUUAGUCAGCUUUGCUUGUCACAUUGCAAAACCUAGCUUAAGAGCAUUAAAAAAAAAAACUUAAGUAGAUAGGAGCUUAUGGUCAAAAAGUGCAAAAAAAAAAAAACAAAAAAAGCAAUAGAUAGAGAAAUUGUUGACAAUUUCUGUAGUCUUUCCUAGUUGUGAUCAAAUUCAGCCUAUGGAUGGCCUAUUUUAUACCAAAGAUGAAGUGGCACCCUAUUGCAGUCCAGAAGAUAGAGGUUGUUUUCCAUUUCUUCUCUUUUCUUUUUAAGAAUUUUAUUUGACCUACAUGGCCGGACCAGUUCUUACUUUGUUGUUUGUUUAAACUACCUUCCACUGGUGUUUUAUAUACUGCAAAACAGAACACAACAAAAGGUGUUUUGUUUUUGUUUUUGUUCCUGUUUCUGUUUUUGUUUUUUUGUUAACAUACAUUUGUUGAUUCUAGUAGAAAAGCUUGCACCUGCUGUGUUCAGCAGUUUCCGCAGGAAGAGUUCUGGAUACCAACUGACAGAGCCAAAUGGCUUUAUAUUCAAUCUGUGAGCUUUUCUGGUUCCUUACUAGCUCUCUUGAAUGGUGACACCUGUGUGGAUGGCCACUGAUAUGUGGAGACCCUUGUUUAACAGGUUGAAAUUCCUUUCUGUGAACUUUGAACUAAAGGUCCUUCCCGGAACUGGUCUGAAAGGUCACUUGUCAAAAAACAAAACAAAACAAAACAAAA